Amblyraja radiata (thorny skate) is the source of this 8777-nucleotide messenger RNA. Its product is annotated as ataxin-1-like. The record is from RefSeq and is a predicted model, not a curated record. The transcript is spliced from 4 exons. The coding region runs from base 332 to 2596 and encodes 754 amino acids. Gene Ontology annotation, biological process: regulation of DNA-templated transcription; anatomical structure development. Gene Ontology annotation, molecular function: RNA binding; protein binding. Gene Ontology annotation, cellular component: nucleus. NCBI's taxonomy places the organism in Eukaryota, Metazoa, Chordata, Chondrichthyes, Rajiformes, Rajidae.
CCAUCAGCCCGCGCCCGGGUGUUUGUCGAUGUAAAGUUUUUUUUUCUCUGAGUUUCUAAUUUGCGGGCGAAAGAAAAUCAAAGGCUCGAUCGCGGAGAAGGAGAAACCAAUGAAUUCCCAGAGGCUCUUAGAUGCAGGGUGAGAUUUGCAGGUGAAAGAUGCCAAAGCUGGGAAACGCAACAUAUCUGCGCUUUGGGCACUCAAUGGUCUCAGACACUCUCAUGGGCUCCUGUCGGCGUGGUUUGAGGAGAGCUCCAGGAUAUCUUUGUUCUCCCACUGACUUUCCUCAGUGAUAUUUAUAAGUAAAAACAAAAAUACUCCAGAGUACAAUAUGAAACCUGCUUAUGAGCGAAAUCAAGAAUGCCUGCCACCAAAGAAACGAGAACUUCUGCAGAAUAGUACUGGAGGUGAGGAGGUCUUAAAAAAUAAUACUUUGCCAUCCAAUAUUACUACUGUGAGUGAUGCUGAUUGGGCUAAAAGUGCUGCUGAAGAGAAUCAAACAACACUGAGAUAUGGAGUGAGAGCUGAUAAUGGUGCAAGCUCUCCUGGAGUGGCAGUGGAUCAAUAUAGUAUGAUGUACAAAUUGGCUGUACCUUCUGCAAGCUAUUCACUAAAUGCUCAAAAUUCAUUGGUGAACAUGGGGCAUCUCUCACCAGGUUACAGCAUUGCAUCUCCGCUUCUUCAGCACCAUGGGGUUCCAUAUAUGCCUGUUCAUUACACCCAGCUACCCCAUGCUUCACUGCAAUUUGUAGGAGCUCCAUAUACGAUUCCGUAUGUGUCUCAUGGGAUUCUGCCAAAUCCACUAAUUUCUUCUACCAUGGGCAUUCCCACCUCUCAUUUAUCCCAUCUUAUCUCGUAUCCUUCCAUGAUGGCCGAGGCUGUUACUCCUCCUCCAAUGGCGUCUUCUCCUACAGAAACCUAUAGCAAAGCCACUGGUUCUCCUGCACAAAAUUUGACUCCACAAGGACCAUUGGCUCACUUCUCCACAGCAGAACUGUCGCAAGGUAUGGCCCAUGGUAGGGUUCAUUUUCAACCCUCGCUGUUAUCGCCGUCAUAUACGUCAUUUACUACAGCAGUACCGAAUCUAGAUACCUCUCAUGAAAGUAGAUAUAGCUUUCAGGUGGCAAAAGACAAAGAAAUUGCUGAAACUAUGUUGGAAGUCUCAACAAACCGAGGUGAAGGAGCUUCAAACCAUCAAAAGUUUGAGAAAUGGCCACGACAAGAAAGAUUUAUAGAACUUCAGGCACCCCAUAAUGUUGGCAGAAAAGAUGUGCAGUUAUCCUGCUCGCCAAAUGAGAGAGCUAGAGGCAGUCCCCAUUUUCCUUUUCAUAGAGAACCAAGGAAUGAGGUUACCUCUCCAGCACAAAGGAGCACACCGGACACCGACCUAGAAGUCCAGCAAGUAGUUGGGAGUUUGAAUGCACAAGGAUCUCAGGGUCCUGUAGUUGUUAGGAAAGAACUCUUAAGUCAUGUGAAAGUUUCACAAAAUUCAGUCAAAAGUCAAGAGCAAUUAAGACACCACUUGCAAAUCAUUCCAGGUAAGAACUUUGCAGAGUUUUGUUCUAGUGAAGAAUUACCACAAUCUACAUAUCUGCCUGCACAACAGCAUGUUACCACAGGACUCAAAAGGCAAAUGCUGGAUGAUCAACGUGGGCACUUGCAUAAAACAAUGGUGUUAGCCAGUGGGCAGCCAGUAUUAAUGCCUGUUGCUGCCCCUGUUCUUGCAAAUUCCUUGGUUAAUGCUGCUGCUGUAACUACAGAACCCAUAAUUCACAGGCCUCUUGGUGCACAAACAAGUGUUUGUACAGUGGUUCCAGUUCCAGCAUCACAGCCCACUGUACCAGUUCUUCAGCCUGUCCUUGUCCAGCAGUCCCCAACUACGCAUAUUCCAUCACACUUUAUGAAAGGUGCUAUCAUCCAGUUAGCAAAUGGGGAACUGAAACGUGUAGAAGACUUGCAAGCACAGGACUUUGUGCAUAGCGCAGAAAUUAGCACUGGGUUAAAAAUUGACUCCAGCACACUCAUUGACGUUGAGGAGAGCCAGCGAGCCGGCUAUGUCAUCCUCCAUUUCUCUGUAGGAGAACAUAAAGCAAAGGUGAGUGUAGAGGUCCCUCCAGAGCACCCAUUCUUUGUAUUUGGCCAGGGUUGGUCCUCUUGUAACCCAGACCGCACUGCACACCUCUUUGGACUCUCAUGUCAAAGGCUUACAGUGGGUAAUAUUUGUAUAUCACUCAGCGCGCAAUCCUCUGGCAGGAGCUCUACCCAGCCAGCAUCUUCAAUCAAUGCCAUUUCACCUUUUGAGUCAAGGACCACGAUUACAUCUGAGGUUGUCUUAACUCCUCCAGAGGUUUCAGCCCACAUACGUAGAAACUCUGAGAUUAGAAAUUAUUCUAAGGACUCGGUCAUGCAGCAUUUGCACACGGAUUCUGAAAGCGCCGGAGUUCCCAGCCACCCAAAUUACCAGAGUCGCUGGACCUCUCCGGUGUUCCAAAGAGAGAGUUUUCAGUCAGAGGAGACAAAAAUGUCCACCCGACCAUCCUUCAUAUCACAGGAAGUCAAGCUUUCAAUAGAAGGACGUUCAAACGCUGGAAAGUAACUGUAUGAUCCUUGCGGAAUAUAAAUUAAGGCACCGCCUUUGACAGUGUUUGACCAGUUAUAUUAAUGUAUUGAAAUGUACUUAUGAAAUUUUAUGCAAAUGACUUGCAGCAUAAGAGAGCUUAGAUCGGGCUCUGAAGCAUUAGUAGCAACGGAGCAUAUGGCAGGAUGAUUUUUUUUUUUUAAAUAAUGAGGAUGCUUUUAGCAGCUCAUAUUUUUGAAGAGCAUUUGGGUUGAUUUGAUGCUGCAAAGCUUUUACAAAUUAAGGGAUAUCCAGUAAAUUCUGUACUAUGUUCCAAGCAGUGCAUGUUUUUUCUGCAUUUGGUGAUCCUGUAUGAAAGAAUGAAAAAUUAAACUCUUGAAGUACCUGCAAUAAAAAUUUGUACAUAAGCCUGAUAUAUGUUACACAAUACAAAUUAAUUUUCAUUUCCCCAAUUGAGAAACUUGUUUUUUUUUUUUUACUUCAUUCUCAACAAAGCAAAUUUAAUAUUACAUUAAGUAUAAUAUUGAUUUGAUGUUAUCAGUUAAAGACAUUUGUUAAUGUCAUUUCAAGAAGGACAGUUAUUUGUGUAGAAGGCAGACAGUAUUUGGGGACAUGCAAUCGUGAUUACAGAAGCCAGGAAUUGAUUAAAAGGUUUGCUGGUUAGCAAAUGAAAAGGUCCAUUCACUUGCAAGAGGUUUGACUUUGUAUUUAUUGGUCAUCGUAAUUUUCAUAGGAGUUUGUUUCAAUGCCUUUUUUUCUUGUCUAGUUAAAACACAAAUGUUAUUAAUUACAUUUUUUUGUUUAAAACUCAACGGACCAUUACUAUUCUCUAUAGUGAGGUCUGUCCCAGUUAAGUGAGUGAACAAAAGAUUUGCUGUGUGUGAUCCAGUUUUUUCAUUAAAGUCCAGUGGUUUAAAUUUAAAUUGUCACAAAACAGGAAGUUGACUUGUGCAACCUGUGGUCAAAUGUAUGGAUUUUCUAAUUAAAUUUAAGAUAUUUAAAGUAAUUUAAUGAUUAUGGUGCAUAAGCAUAAUCAAAAAGGUAAGUAAAUAUUAAGAACAUUAUUUUGCAACUGUUAAAAGAGGAUCAAACUAUUGAAUGCCUAUGUUUUAAGGUGUUUGUGUUUUUGUACUAAAUUAGUCUGAUUUACAGCCUAAAUAGAGUAGCUCAAACAUUUAUUAUGUGAGCACCAAAAGUUGAAUGAUUCUGCUGUGUAUUGUUGCUGAUAUUUAGAAUUACUCUUAAAUAAGAGUGAUGGCUGUAGAGGCUUUAUGUUAUGAUGUCCUGUGGUAGCCAUUGACAAGUUUUAAAUCCAUAUACUUCUAAAGAGUGUACGCAAGUUGAACCUGCAUAUAAUAGGAUUUUAAAUUCCAUUUAACAGAAUGCUCUUGAGGUGCAACAAUUGUUCAAUUGUAUUGCUUUGAGCAGACAUGAGGAAUUGAGAAAAAGUGAAUAUAAUUGCAUGCAAAAAGGGAUUGGGUGUGUGAUGUUGCUCCACGAGUGACAUUGCUAUAUCUUUUACAUAAAGUGUAUAGCUAAUCUAAUCCUUCCCAAUAUUUGAUUCAUUGAUAUAUGUUGUACUGAUUAGAUAAAGACUGAUUGAAUUGUACCAUAGUGUGCUCUUCCCUAUACUGCUUCCCUUGCUGCAUGAUGCUCAAGUUCUAUACAUGCAUUUGUUUUAGAAAAGUAUUUAAUCUUCAAAUUUUUUUCCUGCCUAGUUCUGUUUCAUGGUUUAUUAAAAAAAAAUAGUUAGUCUUUGGAUAAGUCAGCUGAACCGAAUGGCUGACAUUCAGUUGUAGUGAGGACAAACUUUAAAGUUGUAUUGUUUUUGCAACUGCUGUUUAUAGGUUUGUGCCAUUGGAAAAACAAAGUAGGACGUAGCAACUAAUAGAUGAACUGUAAAAUAAUUUUAUUUUUGAAAUGAUGGAUAAAAAGAUAUUGAGAAAAAGAUGAAAAGUGACUGAGGGAUUUUGGAGUCUUCUAUUUCUGAGAAUAGUUGGUGCACUACUAUGAGAAUUAGUUUAUCCUGUUGGUGAUCGAGGACCCCAGAGCAUAAGACUAAUUACACAUGUUUAUGAAGGUAAUAUGAAAGAAUAUUAGAAUUAGAACUAGUGCUAAAAUAUGUUUGUGUUUACCUUAGUUUGCCUAUAUUUUGUAUUAAAAUUUUUGUCACCUAGCACUUUUUUAUAUAAUUGACAGUGCUGAUGCCGUAAGCAUCAUUCCUUACCAGCUUCUUAACUAAACUGCCCAAUGUACUCUCUGAUGUUGUGCAUACCGAUGAUCUUUCUGCUUGAUGUUCACAUGUGUUUAUGCACUUUGAGUUGAAAUGUAAAAUGUAAUCUCCCAUGACCUUAACUUAAACUAACAUCAGUUUAGCUGAAAUUUUCACAAGGAAAGAAAUAGUAGGUUUUCAUAGUUCAGUAUGCAUUUAAUAACAGAUUUUAAAAUAUAUUGCGGAACCUAUGCACAAUACAUUUCAUGUUCAUCUGAUUAAAUGUGGUUAUUUUACUCAUUUUAUGAAAUGCUAUUUGAUAAGUGGCAUCAGAAAUGGAGUGAGCUCGGUAUCCACAUUGCUGUGUUAAAUCAUUAAUAUUUGCACUCCUUAUUGGACAUAAGAGUUGGCUUUUGAAUUUUAAAUUAACUGUUGCAUCUUCAGUAAUCUUGACGGUGUGCUUUCCCUCUCCCCCACCUACCAAAUUCCUAAUCAAGUUAUAACACAGCAUGAUCUGAACCAUGAGUGUUUUAGCACAUUUAUUUAUUCAAGAUCAUUCACGUAUGUGAGGCUGUAGUCUUUUUUGCAGCAAAAGUAUAUUUAAAUCCAAGAUGUGGCAUGUUUACUAGCACACCAGUAAUUGAGUCUAAUUAUGCUCAUGAGGGACAGUAAGCCCUCCGCCAACUGUGAUACUUGGAGUCACUUUUUGAACAUUUUAGUGUUGUCACUGGAAGUAAAUGAUUGCCCAAAUCAUGCAGUAUUUGUAUCUUAACCACAUUACCCAUUUACACGGGGUGUGCAUGUGCUAGAAACUGACAUGGGGAAGAUGAUAAAAGGGAAAUGUUAAAGUUUAAGAAUUAUACCAAAGUUAAAGAUUUAAGCAGUUAUGGUCUCGUAAAUUUAGCAGUUUUACUUGUGUAAACCUCCAUUGGAUGCAAAUGUAAAAUAACUGCUGUAACCAAAUCUUCCAUGAAAAAAUUCCUAUAUGUCUACAUUAGAAACUACAUCUUUUAUAUUCUUCACCAGCAGGAAAAACAAUUUAAUAUUUUCAGAACUAUCAGCUCUUACUGAUAGAUAACAUUAAUUCUGACUGCCUUUAUUAUUUUUAAAUUAAAAAAAAUUCCAAAUAAAAUUAUUUUGCAAAUUUGUAUUAUUUACAUUUGAUCGUUCAGAAUUGUUCUUGAUUGUUUGCUUGAUUUCUUUUAACCCUUUGAGCUCAAUUUAAUAAGAUGUAUUCUAAACAAGACAUAGCGGGAUUUUAAUUUGUUUUUGCAACUCGUUCCCUGGGAUGGUGCAUUUUCUUUCUGCAGGUUAUUUGCAUUCAAAUGUACAGAAAGUUCUUUUAUGCUAGAACAUUUCUCAAAUUAUCAAAAGUGCAAAUUGAAUCAAUUGGUAAGGUUUACCUCCUUAAUAACAUUCUGUUGAUUGUAUAAUGUAUUUUAAUGUUUAAAAAAUGAUAGUUUUAUGUUCACGCUAUAGGAAUUUUUUGAUGCAUGGAAAUUUCCUUUCAACCUAUUUGAUAAAGGAGAUAAUCCCAUUUAACUCCCAGUGGGGGGGGGGGGGGGACUUUGUUGCCACCUUCUGUUAGUAUCUGUUUGUCAGGAUGGUCGGCAUUCACAAUUGAAGUUGACAGUAUCCCUUUUGAUGAGGCAGCCUUGCAGAAUUCCAGAAUUACCCAUUUGAAAGUUUGUAGCGUUUACUGACAUUUGCAGUAAAUACUGUAUACCUUAAAAUGUUUUUUUUUUUAAUGUGUACGAUAAUUUACAACAGGAAACGUCAGUCCAAGUAUUAGAUAUUACAUUUUAAGACUACAAUAAUUAUCUAAUGGAUCAUAACAGUUAGUUUAUUAAAUUUGUUCCAUUUGGAAAACUGGCUAUCUGUUUCCUGGUACAUCAUGGCAAUUUAUUUUAAUGUGUAAAGAAGAUAAAGAAAACACUAAACUAUUUUUGGUUUCAAAUUUCUCAGAAGGGAUGCUGACAGGUUUUAUUUUCUGUAGUUUUCAACCUGUCUGUGCGGGUCAGAAGGAAAAUUCUGUAAAUCAUAAAGUAAAAUAGCUUAAAAUAUUAUGAUCAGCUUGGAACAUUGUCAAUGUGUAUACAAGUGCAGUGGAGUUAAAUUAUUGCAAUUCUUUGUGGAUGUUUCUCUGGAAUGUAAUUGGCUGAGACGACCCAUACAUGCAGACAAUGUAACCUAUCUUGAGAUGGGAGGAAGGAUGGAAUUUCUUUAUUCAAAGACAAUUAGGUUGACCAAUUGCCUUAGUAUUCAAUCCUCAAAAUCUGAGAUUUGUGCUUAUUAUUCACUGUUCCCAUUCACAUCUUCCAAGAUUUGCACAUUUUCUCUUCUCCAAUAUCUACAGUUGUCAAGUAUGGCUAUUAAACACUGUAGAGGUUGCAAUUAUGUUCACACUAUUAGUGAAACUAUAGGUCAAAGCAUUGAAAUAAAAAUAGACAAAUAAUGGAGAUAAUUACCAGGUCGACCGCUUUGUGGGGAGAGAGACACAUUUUAAAAGGAAAAUACUGAAGAUGCUGGAAAUCUUAAAUGAAACAGCAAAUGUGAAAAAUUCUCAACAGGUCAGGCAGAUCCCAAUGAAAGGUCACCAGCCUGAAAUGUUAAGUCUGUUUCUCCCUCCAUGGAUACUGUUUGACUUGCUAAACAUUUUCAAUGUCAUUUGCUUUUACUUCAGCUUUCCAUCAUCUUCCAUAUUAUGCUCUUACAUCCCAUAUACAACCCAUUGCAGGCAUGCAUUCAUAUGUUUUAUUAAUAUUAAGAUAAAAUGUAAAAGUUUUCUGCUAAACAACCAGAGUUUUGUUUAAUCAUUUAUAUCACAUUCACGCUCAUACUGAUGCCUCGGGCAACAUCGCAAAUGUACAAAUAGUGAUGGAUAUCAGUCUAAAUUUCACAAUAUAGAAUUUGCCUCCACUUAUCAAUUUAUUCACUGAUCUUCACAAGGUCAUAAGUGAUAGGAGCAGAAUUAGGCCAUUCGGUCCAUCAAGUCUACUCUGCUAUUCAAUCAUGGGUGAUCUAUCUCACCCUCCGAAUCCCAUUCUCCUGCCUUCUCCCCAUAACUCCAGACACCCUUGAAUACACUUUGUAAUUUAAGUGCUCUUUUCUGGUUGUAGGAUUUAACCAAUACCUGUAUCAAAAGUGGUAUCAAUUUAAUUACAUUUCAAGUAAUCAUCCCUACAGUGACAUGUAUACUAACUAGACAUUCCUUCCAUUAAUUGUGCUUUUGAGUAUUACAGCAAUUGAUAGAAUUAAUAUUAACUUACAAUGCAAACGAGGGAGAUGGUACAAAUGUCAAACUCUAAUGUAAAUGUAAUCAAUUUUAAUUAACUGCUUCACGCAGACAUUUCAUUGGCAUUUAAAUUAUCUUAAGUCGAAUUCAUUUUUUCUGUUAGACGAUUCAAACCCAAUUAAUGAAUAGACAUUAUCUUGCUUAUAAAAUUAGUGUUUGGUAAGGAAAAUUUGGCCUGUGAUUUUCUUACAUCAUUUUGCAUCACUUUUAUCUUUAGAAAUGGUCAGGGUGAAUGUUUUGCAAAAGGCAAUAAAUAAAGCAUCAGUCUCAGGAUUGGAAUACUGCUCCAGCUACAUAGGUAUUGGUCAAAUCUCGAUGUUGGAAUCACUGCAUUUCUAUCAGCAACCCUGAAAGCAUUAAUCUAUAUUUUGUUGUGUUUUUGUAACCAUUUUUUCUAGAGAAAAGACUAAAACAUUUAGAUUUGUAUAUUUGUAUUUUUGUGAUCUUUUAUGCCGUUUACUGUUAAUUUUGUGUACUGCGAAAGAAUUGUAUUUUUUAUGUCGAGUCUAACCUCUGUAUUGCAUUAAUUUGUUGGUAUGUAAACACUGCAUAAUAUAAACUCUACAUUUUACUUUUGUCUCAGGAUGGUUAUUCAGUGGCUCAAUAAUGGCACACAAUCAUUACUUAUGACAUUAAUAUCCUGUACAUUCUUUGAAAUAAAAUGUGUCCUUCUGCCAUAAUCAAUGUCUGCA